AAUCCCUGCGUUUCGCUUUCCUCUUCGAAUUCUCACUUCCCUCUUUCCUGUUAUUUCAAUUUCCCUUCACUCAUUCUGUUUCUCUCUCUUAUUUUCACUAUUCCUCACAAACUCUCCGAUUAGGGAAUCGCCGUUCUCAUUCGAGAUGCCCCUCUUUAUCUCCGACGAGGAGUUCUCGCGGUGCUCCGGCGACACCGUGGCCGUCGCCGCCAAGGCCGACGCCUUCAUCCGCGGCCUCCUCCACGAGCUCGACACCGUCCGCGCCAAGGCCGACGCCGCCGACAUCAACGCCGAGCAGAACUGCUCCCAUAUCGAGCAGAAGUAUCUCUCCCUCGCGGCCGAGUUUUCCAAGCUCGAGUCGCAGGUCUCCGAACUCCAAUCAUCCCUCGAUCAUCGCCUCCGCGAGCUCUCCGAAGCACAAUCUCAGAACCACCAAAUUCAAUUGCAAUCGGUUGAGAAGGAUAGGGAGAUAGAGAGGUUAAGGACGGAGGUGGGCGAGCUGCACAAGUCGAAGAGGCAGUUGCUUGAGUUGAACGAGCAGAAGGAUUUGGAGCUUAGUGAGAAGAAUGCCAAUAUCAAGAGCUAUCUUGCUAAGAUUCUCCAUCUGACUGAAAAUGCUGCCCAUAAAGAGGCCCGUUUGAAUGAAGUUGAGGCGGAAUUGGCUCGAUGCCGUGCUGCUUGCACCCGCCUUGAACAGGAGAAAGAGAUUGUUGAGAGGCAGAAUGCUUGGUUUAAUGAGGAGUUGACUACUAAAAUCAACAGUUUCUUUGAGCUGCGCAGAAAACACGCAGAACUGGAUGCCGAUAUGUCUUCCAAGCUUGCAGAUAUGGAGAGACAAUUUGGUGAAUGCUCCAAAUCUCUACAGUGGAAUAAGGAUAGAGUGAGGGAGCUAGAAAUGAAGCUUAAAUCUGUGCAAAAGGAAUUAAUUUCAGCUAAAGAUUCUGCUGCAGCCAAUAAAGAGCAAUUAUCUGCUGAACUUUCCACUGUUAACAAACUUAAUGAGCUUUAUAAAGAGAGUUCUGAUGAAUGGUCAAGAAAAGCAGCAGACCUAGAGGGUGUGUUAAAAGCAAUGGAGUCACGACUAAAGCAAGUCGAAGAUGAUUAUAAAGAGAAACUUGAGAAGGAAUUAUCUGUUAGAAAACAGGUUGAAAAGGAGGUUGCUGAUUUGAAAGAAAAGCUUGAGAAGUGUGAAGCUGAAAUUGAGACAAGGAAGAAGAGGAAUGAGCUGAGCAAUCUUUCACUCAGAAGUUUUGCUUCUGAACCGUGGCUGACAUCAAUUGAUGCUGAUAGCAUGUUUGACGAAAAUAGCAUGCUAGUCUCGAAAAUUCCUGUUGGUGUUUCUGGAACAGCAUUAGCUGCUUCACUUCUGCGAGAUGGUUGGAGUUUGGCCAAAAUUUAUGCGAAAUACCAAGAGGCUAUUGAUGCAUUGAGACAUGAACAAUUGGGCAGGAAGGAGUCAGAGACAAUUUUGCAAUGGGUUUUGUACGAGUUAGAGGAGAAAGCAGAAGCCAUAAUAGAUGAAAGAGUGGAGCAUGAAAAGAUGGCUGACGCAUACAGCUUGAUGAACCAAAAAUUGCAAAACUCCCUGAAUGAAAAUUCCAACUUAGAGAAAACCAUCCUUGAACUGAAGGCUGACCUCAGAAGGAAUGAACGGGAUUAUGAUAUUGCCCAGAAAGAAAUUGAUGACCUUCGAAAACAG
This is a messenger RNA of Gastrolobium bilobum, 1699 nucleotides long. RefSeq names its product nuclear-pore anchor-like. The annotation marks the transcript as partial. Gene Ontology annotation, molecular function: structural constituent of nuclear pore. Gene Ontology annotation, cellular component: nuclear pore. Gene Ontology annotation, biological process: mRNA export from nucleus. The record is from RefSeq and is a predicted model, not a curated record. Lineage: Eukaryota; Viridiplantae; Streptophyta; Magnoliopsida; Fabales; Fabaceae. The transcript has 14 exons.